AAGUCACGACACCUGUAUUUUUUUUUUGUGUGUGUAUAUAAUAGUCUUGUGAGGGUGAAUACCCCUUCUCUCUCUCUCUCUAUUUUUUUUUUUUUUUUGUUGUUGUUGAAAAUGAGUCAUUUCCAUGAUGGCAAAGGAUUGCCAGAACCCAUCAUUACCACGAGUUUAUCCAAAAGCUCUUUAUCGUCCACGACAAGCUCACUUUCACCUUCCGCCUCCGUCUUGUAUAGUCGUCCUUCUCGAACAAACAGUUAUCGUGGAAGUAUGCCACAGGCACCACUUUCUUCUUCCAGCUCCAAAAACUCUAAACUAGAGCAAAUUAUUCAUAACUUUUUCACAAAGACUGUACAAAUCAUUCUCCAAUCUAGGAUAUCUGACGAUCAUCUCAAAGGUCAUCCUCAUACGAACACAAGACGCAAAGUCAAUAAAUGGGUAAAAAAAAAAAAAAAUAUACAUGGAUAUUAUUUUUUUUUAACACGCACAAAAAAGUUCAAUAUUGCAACUAGUGAGGAUGAUCAGCUUAAGGAUGAAUUAAAGUUUUGGAAAUUGUUCAUCAAGACGCAUCAAGACGAGGAACCUCCUCCACUAGUGAUUGAUAUUUAUAUCGAGACGUCGGAACCCGAAUUAUUGCAGGAAGGUGAAGAUGGACGUGGAUGGCAUAAAUUGAAUUUGGGUGUCCAAUGUAUCCUGAUUGAAUCCUGGACACUUAAGCUAACACAUCCAUUGCCUGAAGUCGCUGUGGAUUUACCCAAUUUGUACAAGAAAUCUAUCGUCUUCUUUCGGUCUUUGCAUUCAUUGGUGAGAUUAUUGCCUGGUCAUAAGUUGUAUCAACGAUUAAAUGGUCAGCAUGGCGAGAUUGAUUUACGUUAUAGGUUAUCUACACACGCGAUAAAUCGACCGGAUGAAAUACCACUUGACAGAAAACUCACAAGUAUGGAUACUGUGCAGUCCUAUGAAUUUAAGCAUGUCGUGACACCGUUGGGUACCUUAAAACUCUCUUUGAAUUAUCGAAAUCAUUGUCAAUUUGAUAUCAGAGAAAUUGAGCCUGAUAAAUCCAUGAUGGAAGUCGAAGAGAAUUUCUUUACACCUACCAUGACAAAAUAUCGACAAGAAAGAGAGUCUACAGUCAAGGCGCCUACUACACUCUAUCCAUCCGUGUCUUCUUCUUCUUCACGACGUACGAUGCAACCUUCUUUUCGACCCAGCCGCAGUUAUUACCCUACCAGCUCUACAUCCACUGUGAUCACCUCAUUAGAACGACGGAUUUCUGCUCCCAUUGUACAACCGUUUAAAUCACCUUCCUUAUCAUCUUCACCCCAAAAAGAGCUCAUGUAUCCUUCCCGUUCACAGACGACCACAAGACCGACAGCAACGACAACGACGGUAGGGAUGGCAACGGCGGAAAGUGGAUCAUUUGGACGCAAAGUGGAAUUUUCUUCUAGUUUUGAGAAAUUUAAAAGUGUAAGCAGUAGUAACAGUAGCAGUCAUCCUCGACCCGCAUCAUUUUUAGCUGCAGCUGAUAUGGUAAGAAGAGGAUCACGCACCAGUGAUCAAAGCUCAAUUAACCUGGAGUCGGAGGAGGAGGAAGAUUUGGAGGAUUUUAUGAAGUUUAUUGGGGAUCCACAAGAAUUAAAGUUAUUUCAACACCAUUCUGUCUAUUCCGAAGUGGCACCGCAGCAACAAGAGCAAUCAAGAUUAUCCCAUUUUAGGAAUAUGCAAGAAACUCACACCAUUUUAUCGGAUUCGAUGUCAUUUAGUAUGCAGGCAAAGGAUAAUCAAAGUAGUAUGGAAUCCUCUUCUUAUAACAAGGGAUUAAAUCUACCUGUUCGACCUUCACCUCUGCAUAACACUGAAUUGAUCUCACCUCCUGCCACCAGCAGUAAUGUCAAGGAAGUCUUAUCGGCGGAUGAGAUUGUUUCGCAAUCGCCCUUAAAGAAUCGACAGGCCCCACCUCCGCCUCCGCCACCGACUGCGCCCGUACGACGUAUCAGUACGAGUCAUGAGGACGAUGAUUCGUUGGUCUUUAAGAUGAGUGAGUUAAGUGGAGCUUAUGAAGAUGAAACUGAACAUCGAUCCAGUAUGCGAAGGAUCCAUAGUAGUGGGAAUAUACCCAGUACUACUAAAAUGAUGCAAGUUCAAACUACAGGUCACACCAGUGAUGAUGGUACACAUCAUCGACAUCAACUUACUAACAGACUGUUCUACAAUGACCUUUGAAUUCUCUCUCUCUUAUUUUUUCCACUUAAAAUAAAAAAAAAAAUUCUUUAAAAA
Molecule: messenger RNA, 2271 nt
Organism: Mucor mucedo
Lineage: Eukaryota; Fungi; Mucoromycota; Mucoromycetes; Mucorales; Mucoraceae
Product: autophagy-related protein 13-domain-containing protein
Exons: 9
Coding region: 112-2217 (701 amino acids)
Biological process (GO): autophagosome assembly; protein localization to phagophore assembly site; piecemeal microautophagy of the nucleus
Cellular component (GO): phagophore assembly site; cytosol; extrinsic component of membrane
Source: RefSeq, a predicted model, not a curated record